CGUGACUAAGAAAAUCACAACUCACUCUGAUUCAAAGCAAAAGCUUUCAGCAAAGUUCAUUGCUAAUGGCUCUGAUUCCAAGCAUUUUCGGUGGUCGCCGGAGCAACGUUUUCAACCCCUUCUCUCUGGACAUAUGGGAUCCCUUUGAGGGCUGUCCAUUCUCCAGCGCUCUCACCUCAUUCCCUUCCUCCGCACGGGAUGCCUCUGCA
Molecule: messenger RNA, 209 nt
Organism: Rubroshorea leprosula
Lineage: Eukaryota; Viridiplantae; Streptophyta; Magnoliopsida; Malvales; Dipterocarpaceae
Source: the annotation of a GenBank genome assembly